CGUGCCUGCCUAAAUGCUACUAGAUGGCCGAGGGUAUUGCUUGCUAUAGGAGUGAGUCGAAGGCGCGCGAUAGGAUAUGAUGGCUAGGAGCAGAAUGGCCGGGUCCGUAAAUACAGCCUUGCCUGCCCAGGAGCACUGGCUGGCGAGGGUAGCCGCACUUGCGCGCGAUGCUUCGGAGGGCCUUCAUCGGAGCACGAGAAGUUGCUGCGUGGUUUUUUUCGUGCAGAUAGGCCACUACAACGCCACUUUGGGUGGCGGCUUUGCGUAGCAUGGGGCUAUCUAACCGCCUAUCAAAAGCCGCCUUUUAUCGAAGGUUUGCUACUAUGAAUUCGUGGCUUGGUAUCUAUGACGAGGGAGACGAGCGUAUGGUGAGACGUACAAUGGAGUGAUGUGAGAGCAAUCUGAGCGAUGAUAGCGAUGUAAUCGAGAGAAAGGAGCGCUUUCUGAAAUGUGCGCUUUAUUCGCGGCUGUUGAUGCAGCCGCAUCAUGGGGGUGGUAUUUCAGGAUGUUGAUAUAGUUCCAGCGGACUCAGAGUAUGGCUCUCCCUGCCUUGAUGUCUUACGCGACCAGCAUGCACUACUACAUGGUUGUGGUUGAGGAUACAGCAGUAGAUGGAGGUUUUGGUACAUGGUGGUGGUGCGCGUCUCAGCAAGAGUCGGCCAAUACAGCGAUCAUGGCUCAUCUACGAGAAAUGUAUGCUGGUUUACGCUUUGCGGAGCUGGUCGGUCUCAUAUUUGCACAGAACAGAACGGCUUCGCAACGUGAGGUGCUGCACAGAAGGUGAUCAUGCUGCACAGAAAAAUGUAAUCUCUCUGGGUGACAAUUCACUCUUGUGGUCGUGGGUGUUGCCCGAAAUAGCAGAAACUUGCUUGCUUUACUUCGCUAACAAGAAGUGGGUUUUCCUGAAUCAAUGUUGAAUAUCUUCGAUGUCUCUAGUAUGAUCUCAGGAGGACGAAAUCGGUACAUAGAAGUUUGCGAAAGAAAAUGCCGCGAAAGUAUGGCACCGUUAUGAAAACCAAAAACAACGUCUGCAUCUUUUAUGUGAUAAAUUUACAGAAUCAU
Amoebophrya sp. A25 is the source of this 1062-nucleotide messenger RNA. The record is from the annotation of a GenBank genome assembly. NCBI's taxonomy places the organism in Eukaryota, Dinophyceae, Syndiniales, Amoebophryaceae.